AUGGCGUAUAAUUGUCGGAGUGAGGAUCAGAGGUUUGGCCCCUCACUCUCCGACUGCCUCAUUCGUUUCGACUUCACCCUCUUAUUCGAACAGAGCAUUCUCGAACUGGUCCCUUCUAUCCUCCUGAUCCUGUUGGCACCGCUACGCCUGGUACAGCUCCUUCGAAGCCCUAAAAAAGUCCCGAUCUCUCAUUCUCUAGGGAUCGGAAAAGCAACAGUCACGACCAUUCUUUUCGGCCUUCGCGUGGCAUUGCUGACUCUAUGGUGUAUUCAACCUGUAACUUCAGCCUCUAUUGCAUCAGCCACCCUAUCAUUGUUGGGAAGCGGCGCCGUUCUUGCGCUCUCUCUCUUGGAACAUACGCGAUCCGAGCGCCCAUCCUCGCUCCUCUGCAUCUAUCUCCUGUUCGACAGUCUGUUUAACGCAGCUCAGCUGCGAAGCCUCUACCUCCGCAGACACCUGAGCAAUUUAUCCAUCAUCACCUCUGUCGCUUUGGGAACCGAAAUUGUCCUUUUGCUCCUUGAGAUAGUCAACAAGCGUGCCGGGCUGUACGAUGCUUUUCGCAAUAAAUAUUCCCCGGAGACCACAAGUGGGAUCAUCAAUCGCAGCUUUUUUUGGUGGUUGAGCCCGCUGUUCUUGCGCGGAUAUCGGAGGAACUUGAGCCUUCAAGAUCUCGAUCGGGUGGACCAAAAGCUGUCUGCUCGACCGUUGCAUGAUCGCAUGCAGACCACGUGGGCGAAGUAUCAAUCUGAGCGCCGCGUCUCUUUGGGGGUCGCCCUCUUCCAUUGCUUCAAGCUGCCGCUUCUCCGGACGGUGUUCCCCCGACUGUGCCUGAUUGGCUUCACGUAUGCGCAGCCGUUUCUCAUCACACGAGUGAUCAGCUAUGUUAGCGACACAAGUCCAGCCCGUAGUAAGAGUGACGGUUAUGGUUUGAUUGCAGCAACCGGAGUGGUUUAUCUCGGGAUCGCGCUCUCCACGGCCCAUUACCAGCACCAAGUGUAUCGCAUGAUUACUAUGUUUCGCGGAGCCAUGGUCGCACAGAUUUACGCCAAAAGCCUGAGUCUUACUGAAGCCCCCGAUGAGUCUGCAGCCGUCACCCUCAUGAGCACGGACGUGGAUCGGGUCGCGUUCAGCUUGCGCCAGAUUGCCGAAGUAUGGGCGCGCACCGUGGAGCUGGCGAUAGGAUUGUGGCUCUUGGAGCGGCAGGUGGGCUGGAUCUGUAUCGGUCCCACAGUCGCCCUUGUUGGCUCGUUCUACGCAUCGCUCCAGGUGGCCAAGAGGAUCGGACCCGCGCAGAAAGCCUGGGUUGGCGCAGUGCAACGUCGGGUCGCGCUGACUUCAUCCCUCCUGGGAGGCAUGAAGAGCAUCAAAAUGAUGGGCAUGUCGGAGCGCAUGAACCGAACCAUUCAAGGGCAGCGACUUCGUGAAUUGCACCUCGGAGCAAGUUUCCGGGUAUUUGGGAUCUGGCGCAACACAAUCUCAAUGAUCCCGGUCGAAAUUGGGCCUUUCCUGGUCUUCCUGAUCUAUACCGUUCAGUCCCAGCGCUUGACUACCGACAAGGCGUUUGGCACCCUGGCUAUUAUCUCGUUGCUGACUGACCCCGCGAGAGAGCUUCUUGCCUCCUACCCGACCCUAAUCUCGGCGAUGGGAUGCAUCGAUCGAAUUCAUGCCUAUCUAUCAAGACCAAACCAAACCACAGUCAAGGCUACAAGCCUUGAUGAUAUUGGCAGUGCGAAGUCGGGCAUUCUCCUACAACCCCUCUCCUCGAAGUCGAUUGAUCGCCCGGUUAUCUCCUUCUAUAAGACCGAUAUCCGCCCAGCACCAGAGCACGAGACUGUUCUGUCCCAGAUUAAUUGGCAAGUCCUCCCUGGUUCAAUUAACUUCAUCAUUGGCCCCGUCGGCUCGGGGAAAAGCACGCUCCUAAAAGCAAUCCUGGGCGAGGCAUGUGCCACCGUCGGCAGCAUCGAAGUCAAUAGCCGCGAUAUCGCGUUCUGCUGUCAGUCUCCGUGGUUGCAGAAUCUCCGGCUUCGAGACGCUAUUGUCGGCCCCGGGGCCGAAGAGCUAGAUGAGACUUGGUACGCUACUGUGCUUGGAGCCUGUCUUCUCGAUGUCGACGUCAAGCGGCUGCCGCAAGGGGAUGAUAGUCUCAUUGGCAGCCGGGGAGUGACACUGAGUGGUGGUCAGAAACAGCGCGUGGCCCUGGCUCGAGCACUGUACAGUCGCCGAUCCGUUCUCUUGCUAGACGACGUCCUUAGCGCUCUGGAUACAAAGACAGAGUCUCGGAUAGUGCAAAACCUGUUUGGACCAAAUGGGAUACUUCGACGCAACAGGUUCACUGUCAUCCUAGUGACUCAUGCAAUCCGACAACUGCAUCUAGCCGAUCAAAUUAUUGCCUUGAAUCGCUCGGGGAAUGUGGCCUACCAGGGAUCCGGGGCUGACUUCAACAGAGAAGUGAGUGCGCCGGAACUAUUGCUGCAGGAGGUCGCGAGCGCCGACGUUGGUCUGCAAGAGGAGGUAUUGGAUGCAGCAUCGACGCAGAACAAGGCGAGCAAACCCCUUCCGAAGGCAGCCCGGGGACCAACGGCGACGGAUGUCAGUGACUUGAGUCGGCGGACGGGGGACCUUGCGGUGUACAAAUACUACGCCGACUCGUUUGGGUGGAUGCUCUCUAUGAUGAUUCUGGUGAUGGUCGCCCUGGUUGCGGUCACCACUUACCUUCCACAAAUCUGGCUGGAGUUAUACACCACUGGCGCCGUCCGUAACACCGCGGCGUUCUGUGCUGUCUACGCGGUAAUAGCACUGACUUGCCUUGCUGCCUUCUACCUAUCCAUGAGAAUCGUGUUUAUCCAUCUGGUUCCCAAGUCAGGGGCCAAUCUGCAUCAAAUCCUCAUUGACACUGUGACGCGCGCCACCCAGUCUUAUUUUAACCGAGCCGAUAGCGGUACAAUCCUCAAUUUGUUCAGUCAGGACAUGACCUUGGUGGACGCCAUGCUCCCGGCCUCCAUGAUAAUCACGCUUCAAGCCCUGGCCAAUGGAUUAGUCCAAAUCGGCCUCAUCGCGACAGGCUCCAGCUUCAUGGCGUUGACCAUACCGGGACUGAUCUGCCUCGUGUACUUGCUCCAAAAAGUCUACCUGCGCACCUCGCGGCAGAUCCGAUUCCUCGACCUCGAGGCCAGAAGCCCCCUGUACACACACUUUAUGGAGACGCUCGAAGGACUGACCACAAUCCGCGCGUUCGGCUGGCAGCACGCCUUCAUGGCCCGCAGCAACCAGCUGCUCGACGAGUCCCAGAAACCGUAUUACUUGUUGUACUGCAUCCAGCGAUGGCUCGACCUCGUUCUGCAGCUGCUUAUUGGAAGCCUGGCGGUGAUCUUGGUAAGCUUGGCCGUGACACUCCGAGCGUCCAGCUCGGGCGGCCAGAUCGGCCUGGCCCUGAACAGCAUCCUCGGCUUCAACGCCACCUUCGAAAUGCUCUUUACCUACUGGACCACCCUCGAGACCUCCCUAGGCGCCAUCGCCCGCAUCAGGUCCACCGCACAGGUUACCCCGCAGGAAACGGAUGACAGGGACCAGUAUCCAGCCCCUCCGGCCACCUGGCCGACACACGGAGAGAUCAUCUUCGACCAUGCAAGCGCCUCUUGGAGUAGUACUGCCAGUACCAACACCAUCCCCAUCCCCAGCUCCAGCCCCCGCCCCAGGACAAAGCCCCACCCACCAGCCCUACAAGACCUCACCUUCACCAUCCCCGCGGGCACCAAACUCGGUAUAUGCGGCCGCACCGGCAGCGGCAAGAGCACUCUCCUGGCAACCCUACUCCGCCUCCUCGAUCUCUCCACAGGAUCGAUCCUCAUCGACGGACACGACAUCCGGUCCGUGUCGCGCACACACCUCCGCAACCGCAUCAUUACGAUCCCCCAGGAACCGUUCUUCCUACCUGGCUCCGUGCGCGAUAACAUGACCCUCACCCCGCCGGACAACAUCCACACCCAUCCAACCGAGACAACAGAGUACUCUGAUCAACGCAUCCGGACGGCGCUCACCAAACUCGAUCUCUGGACUACAAUCCACGAGAAAGCCAACGGGGAAAAUCCUCUGGACACGCCAAUGCAGAGCCUGGGGCUAUCGCCAGGCCAGCAGCAGCUCUUCUGUCUGGCGCGCGCUGUCCUUCGCAAAGACACGGCGCGGGUUGUAGUGCUGGAUGAGGCGACGAGUGCGGUGGAUCACGAGGCGGAAGGGAAGGUGCAGGCUGUGUUGAGGAGGGAGUUCGCGGAGCAUACGGUUGUCAUGGUUGCCCAUCAGGUGGAGAUACUGGUGGAGCUGGACAUGGUUGCUGUGCUGGACUGCGGGCGCGUGGUGGAGAUGGAUGCGCCGGGGCGGCUGAUAGGGAGGGAGGAGUCGGUAUUUGCGGAGUUGAGGCGGUGCGGGUUGUAA
Messenger RNA from Aspergillus saccharolyticus JOP 1030-1, 4428 nucleotides. Its product is annotated as putative multidrug resistance protein. The coding region runs from base 1 to 4428 and encodes 1475 amino acids. Gene Ontology annotation, molecular function: ABC-type transporter activity; ATP binding; ATP hydrolysis activity. The record is from RefSeq and is a predicted model, not a curated record. NCBI's taxonomy places the organism in Eukaryota, Fungi, Ascomycota, Eurotiomycetes, Eurotiales, Aspergillaceae. Gene Ontology annotation, biological process: transmembrane transport. Gene Ontology annotation, cellular component: membrane. The transcript has 10 exons.